UAACUGAUAUCGCAGCGGAGGUAACAACAACAGUCGAUUCUUGGAGUUUGCGUGAGUGAUAUCGGUUAAGCUUUUAUUAUAGACGGGAAAGUAAGUUUGGGCUUCAUAUAAUCCACUUAGAUUGAAUAAUAUCGAUAACCAGUUGACUAACCGAACAGGAAAUAAAUGUAGUGGAAUUGAUAAGAAUGUCGAAACCUUCUGAAAAAACGCCCUCGUAUGAUGCCAAUGCAAUUACGAAUUCAUCUUUGGUUAACUUGACGCCUAACGAAAUAUUUGAGAAGGAGGAAAAACCACGACAGAAAAAUGCACCCAGAGAAGGAAAACUUGCCACAUCUGACACGGGGACGGUGCUGCAUAUCAUCAAGAGCAACUUGGGCUCUGGGUUGUUGGCUAUGCCCUUCGCCUUUCAUAACAUCGGUCUCCUGAUGGGAUCUGUCAGCACCGUGAUAGUCGGCGUAGUCUGUGCUCACUGUAUGCACAUCUUGGUCAAGUCAUCUCAAGAGCUGUGUUACCAGCUCGGCAGGACCUCUAUGACCUAUUCCGAGACAGUUGAGGCCGCUUUUCUGUUCGGCGGAGGACGGCGAUUCAGCAGGUGGAGUGGUGUAAUGAAAUUCGCUUCUGAUUUGUUUAUGUUCAUUGCUUAUUAUGGGGUGAAUCUGGUGUACGUCAUUCUUGUUGCAGACACAGCUAAGCAGGUUGUGGAGAACCACACGGACUUCGUUAUGAACAUCCGGCUGUAUGCCUUGCUACUGACAGUGAUCCUACUACCUAUCGGUAUUGUCAGGCACAUGAAGUUCCUCGUGCCGUUCAGUGCUAUGGCCAACGUGUUCCUUCUGCUAGGCUGCUCUCUCACCAUAUACCUCUGCCUCGUUGAUCUACCGCCUCUCUCGUCACGGCCUUUAGUAGUCGAGGUGACUCGCUGGCCUCUCUUCUUCUCCACGGCCAUAUUUGGCAUGGAGGGCAUUGGAACUACAAUGCCCAUAGAGAAUGCGAUGCGGUACCCUGCCCACUUCCUGGGCUGUCCGGGAACCCUUGCAGUCGGCAUGACUGUAGUGUCCGCAGCCUACUUCUUCAUAGGGUCCAUAGGUUACAUCAGGUUCGGGGAUGAUGUUCAAGGGCUCAUCACUCUUAAUCUUCCUCAAGACAUGCUCUCGGAGUCAGUGAAGGUGCUGGUGGCCCUCUCCAUUCUCUUCACUUAUCCUCUGCAGCUGACCGCCACAGUGGAUGUUUUCUGGCCGAUGUUGAGGCACCACUUCUCAGAGAAAAACCAAGACCGAGGCUACUAUCUGGUCCGGGGCACAUUGAUUCUCGGAACUGUGUUAAUAGCGAUCUCCCUGCCUCAUCUGGCUCCCAUGGUGUCACUGGUGGGCGCCGUGGGGUUCAACGGAGUCGGCCUCAUGCUGCCUACUGUGACGGAGUUGGCCACCUACUGGGACCAGAUCAGUAAACCUUGUGGUUUCACCAUCAUCAAGGCCACCGCUAUCCUUAUUGUCUGGGUGUUCGCUACCAUCACAGGCACCAUCACGAGUGUCAACUCUAUCAUUGAUGCCUUCACAAUAAAAGUAUUGAACAUGACUGCGGAAACGAAAUCUAAAACCACAAAUGAAGACAACCACACGACGUUGGAGUUGAACACAAGCGAAAGGAGCGACGAACGCGAGGUACGAAGCAGGCACAUAAUCCGGGAUGAUCCCUUGGCCACAACGGAGUGUGAUGCUUUACUUCACGUGGUGAAAGCCAGUCUGGGUUCUGGAAUCCUCGCCAUGCCAGACGCCUUCAAGAACUGCGGCCUCCUCCUCGGCCUCUUCGGCACCGUCGUUGUCGCUCUUCUCUGUACACACGGCACGUACAUACUCGUAAAAUGCUCCCAAGAGUUAUGUUACAUACACCAUAAGUCGUCCCUCGGAUACAUGGAGACUAUUGAGUCAGCCUUCCAGAAUUGCCGUCUACGCAAGUACUCAGUCUGUGCUAGGAGGUUUGUGAGUGUCUUUCUUUUCCUUACUUAUUACGGAGCUACCACCAUCUACAUCCUGCUCAUGGCCUCUACAAUGCAGCAGGUAUUCCUGAACCAUCUGAACAUCAACUGGUCCGACCGAUGGUUCAUGUUGAUACUCUUCCUACCCCUCCUGCCGGUAGCGAUGGUCCACGAGAUGAAGUACCUCGUUCCUUUCUCAGCCGUGGCCAACGUUCUCUUCCUGUCGGGGCUGUCCCUCACCUUCUACUACACCAUGCAGGACCUUCCGUCCAUCAGCUCCCGUCCUGCUGUGACUACUGACUGGUCUACUCUACCACUUUUCUUUUCCACCGUUCUCUGCGGCAUGGAAGGUAUUGGAACGAUCCUGCCGAUUGAGAAUUCCAUGAGGCGGCCACAUAAGCUGGUGAGCGGCGUGGGGGUCCUGAACGCUGCUAUGGUUUUCAUCACCCUCCUUUACGGUGCAAUUGGUUUUUUUGGCUACCUCAAAUACGGAGAUGACGUCAAGGGAAGCAUCACUUUAAACAUGGGCGAUGAUAUCCAGUCCGAAAUAGUAAAAGUGAGCGUGGCUCUCGCUGUGUUCUUCACCUAUGGACUACAGUUCACUGCUUGCUUCGAGGUGGUCUGGAAGGCUGCCCAACCUCACAUUGGUAAGGGCAGGGAACUCGUGGGAUUUUACAUCAUCAGGAGUCUUCUCAUUUUUGGCACAGUACUGUUCGGAAUAGCAGUGCCCCAACUAGCUCCAGUCAUCUCCCUGGUCGGCUCAGUGGGGUUCUCUGUUCUGGGACUGUUCCUGCCGGCCAUCACCGAGACUAUCGUCUUCUGGAACGGCGGCCUCGGCUGGGGGCGGUGGCGCCUCUGGAAGAACGUCGGGCUCGCCAUCAUCGCUAUCUUCGCCCUCAUCAGUGGGACCAGCGUCGCUAUAAGAGACAUUUCCUCCAACUAUCAAUACUUGGCGGGGGAGGUCAUUGUCGGUGGCGACUUUAAUGCUAAAUCGGUUGAAUGGGGUACAGACCUAUCAGACACCCGAGGAAAUGAAGUCGCGGACAUCGCAGCGAGGCUUGACCUUGUAGUGCCUAAACACCGGGAACACCACAACCUUCCGAAGGCCGGGUUACCGAGAAUCCAUCCUGGAUAUUACGCUGGCGACCCCCAAGGACUGCCAACAUUAUCAAGAACUGGAGGGUAUCAGAAGAAUACAGCGGCAGCGACCACCAGUUAUGUGACAUUCGCCAUAGGACUCGCACCUGGAUCGACUUCGCUACGCAACUUUCACAUGCGGAAGUGGAACGCUAGGAAACUUGAUCAAGAUGCAUUGCUAACGUCCCUUACACGGAGUAUGGCUACUCUUCAGGUAAAUCCUACUCCAAGUACUCGGAGGGAGACGGAGGCCAAGAUCAAGAUCAAGAUCGGGAAAGCGCCAGGCCCUGAUGGCAUUCCAGCCGCAGUGAUCAAGAUUGUAGCCCUGAAACCGCUCUGCAUGCUGGAUAUAGCAGGAAAACUGCUUGAGAAGCUCAUUCAAGGUAGGCUUCGCAACGACAUCGAUCGUGCCGGAGGUUAUGCGACAAACCAACAUGGCUUCCGAAAGGGGAAAUCGACAAUUGGCGCGAUUCAGAAGGUAACGGAGGACAGCUCGAGAGGCAUGGUCUGGGAGCCUCAAAGCUCGCAAGCCGGCGUGCCUCAAGGCUCAAUUAUGGGUGCCGACCUCUGGAACGCGGACUACGACGAGCUCUUGCGUAUCUCGUUGCCGAAGCAAAAAUAUGGGCGGGACGUCUUGAAGCAGAAAACAUAUCGGCGAAAGUUAGCAGCGGUGCAGCGGAGAGGCGCUCUCAGGGUUGCCUGCGCAUACCGCACCGUCUCCGAAGCAGCAGUAUUGGUAAUUGCAGGAGCUGCGCCUAUCGACUUAUUGGCGUUUGAGAGAGCCAAGCUCUACAACGCUAAAGUAAAUUGUGACAACUACACGGAGGCAAAAACAAGAAUAAAAAACGAGACGCAACAAGAGUGGCAGAACCGAUGGACGUCGGGGGAUACAGGCAGAUGGACGGAGCGCCUCAUUCCGAACAUCGAUGUCUGGGUCUCUCGGAAGCACGGGGACACGGACUUCUUCCUGACCCAGUUAUUGACGGGACACGGGCAGUUCAAUGCUUAUCUUUUCAAGAUGGGCCUGCACACCACACUGACGUGCAAAUACUGCCCUGACAAAAUUGACAACGUCGAACACACAUUCUUCGAGUGUGCUCGGUGGAUUGACUGUAGAAGCACCACUGAAGAGAUCAUAGGCACCAGGCUCUCCCCCUCAAGCCUGGUGGCCUAUACGAUCAAAAAAGAAGAAAAUUGGUCAGCUGUUGAAGCUUACGCACAGCGCCUCCUGAAAGCUAAAAUUGCAGAAAGGGACCACCAGUUCGAAAUAGUAAAGGUGAGCGUGGCUCUCGCUGUGUUCUUCACCUAUGGACUACAGUUCACUGCUUGCUUCGAGGUGGUCUGGAAGGCUGCUCAACCUCACAUUGGUAAGGGCAGGGAACUCGUGGGAUUCUACAUCAUCAGGAGUCUUCUCAUUUUUGGCACAGUACUGUUUGGGAUAGCAGUGCCUCAACUAGCUCCAGUCAUCUCCCUGGUCGGCUCAGUGGGGUUCUCUGUUCUGGGACUGUUCCUGCCGGCCAUCACCGAGACUAUCGUCUUCUGGAACGGCGGCCUCGGUUGGGGGCGGUGGCGUCUCUGGAAGAACGUCGGGCUCGCCAUCAUCGCUAUCUUCGCCCUCAUCAGUGGGACCAGCGUCGCUAUAAGAGACAUUUCCUCCAACUAUCAAUAACGCGUUACAAUAAAA
Messenger RNA from Homalodisca vitripennis (glassy-winged sharpshooter), 4796 nucleotides. RefSeq lists its product as uncharacterized. The transcript has 25 exons. Gene Ontology annotation, cellular component: vacuolar membrane. Gene Ontology annotation, biological process: amino acid transmembrane transport. The record is from RefSeq and is a predicted model, not a curated record. NCBI's taxonomy places the organism in Eukaryota, Metazoa, Arthropoda, Insecta, Hemiptera, Cicadellidae. The coding region runs from base 186 to 4781 and encodes 1531 amino acids. Gene Ontology annotation, molecular function: amino acid transmembrane transporter activity.